This is a messenger RNA of Paramisgurnus dabryanus, 6411 nucleotides long. RefSeq names its product cytoplasmic linker associated protein 2 (gene clasp2). The record is from RefSeq and is a predicted model, not a curated record. Lineage: Eukaryota; Metazoa; Chordata; Actinopteri; Cypriniformes; Cobitidae. Gene Ontology annotation, molecular function: microtubule binding. Gene Ontology annotation, biological process: mitotic spindle assembly; establishment of mitotic spindle localization. Gene Ontology annotation, cellular component: microtubule organizing center; spindle microtubule; kinetochore.
UGUGCGGCGCUGAAGGACCUCAAGGCCUCGGCCCAAUCACUCUUCCUCGGAAUCGUUUCCUAUUCAACACUCCAGUACUGCGGCUACCGGCGGUUAAAAGAAGCCGUGAUCGUAGGGAGAGCUGUGAAAGACAGCUGUCACACUCCGGUUUAUUUUUGGAUUUAGUGCAAACACGGGAGCAGCGAGAGUAGCGCCGCGUUUAAGCGCGCUUUCCACCUGAUUCACUGAUCUCCCCGAUCAUCGCGAAACGGGCUUUUUUCCUGAUAUGGAGGCCAGGAGGGAAGAGAACCCCGGCGGCAGGCCCCAGGAUUCUCGACCAUAAGGGUUAAAGCUAACAUUAUUAGCCGAGGCUGCCUGCAGUUGGUCAAAAACAUUUCCACUGUUUUUUUAUACGCGCGACGCCGUGGAUCUCCGUUACAUCCAUUUGUGCUUAGGAGCGCGCUCACUUUUCUGUUAGUUCAAAACACACUUUUUGUUUUGGAAAUCAUCCAUCAACCAUUUCGACCCUGGAAACUUUGGGAAAGUUGUUUUUUUCCCGUUCAUGCCACUUGAACGUAUUGGAUUUCACUGACCCUUUCCAGGUUUUUAAACGCAGUGUUUGACUUCCUCUUUGUGUGCACGUUUCAGUUUUCUCGUAUUGUUUACGCGAGUCCGACAGUCAUUCGGCUAUUGUUGUUGUUUUGGCGCAACGUAAGGACUACCCACAAAGCGUCCCGAUGGAGGAAAAUGACAACAUGGAGUAUUUUUACCAGCAAGUUUUGCAGAAGGACGUGACCCGACGGCUGCAGGUCGGCCCGGAUCUCAUAGACUACCUGAGCGACCCGCAGAGAUCCUGGGAUGUGGAUCAAGACAAAUCCCGCCUGGAUAAAACCAUUGACGAGCUGACGGGAUGGGUGAACUCCAGCAAUUACAAGGUUGCAUUGCUUGGGAUCGAUAUCGUCAUCGCAUUCGUGGAUCGGAUGUCUGAUCGCUUCAGAGGGUACAUUGGCACAGUGGUGCCUGCAUUAUUGGACCGUCUCGGUGACGCAAAGGAUCAGGUUCGAGAACAGGCACAAGUCCUCAUUCUAAAGCUGAUGGAACAAGCAGCAGCGCCCAUGUAUGUUUGGGAGAGGUUGUUUGCUGGCUUCAAACAUAAGAACUUCAGAAGCAGAGAGGGACUUUGCUUAUGCUUGAUUGCUACACUCAAUGCUUAUGGUGCACAGCCGUUGACUUUGAGUAAAUUCGUUACACAACUAUGUACACUAACAGGAGACCAAAACCCCCAGGUGCGGGAGGCAGCUAUAUCAACCCUGGUGGAGGUGUAUCGGCAUGUGGGGGAAAGAGUGAGAGCAGACCUCAGCAAAAAAGAUUUACCAUCUGCACGGUUACAGACUAUUCUGAACCGUUUUGAUGAAGUACUGAACUCUGGGAACAUGGCUCUCAGUCUGAGUCAAGAUCGUAGUUUUGACGAUGACGACUCUGUGGAUGGCAGCAGGCCGUCAUCAGCUCAGGCUGCGUUUAAAGUGCCCAAAGUACCCAAGAAACCUGUGGAGUCUGCCAGCAGCGCCAGAAGACCCAGUGCCCCUGGAGCUCCCAAGACAGGUGUCUCUAAAGAGGGGGCAGGUGCUGUGGAUGAAGAAGAUUUUAUUAAAGCGUUCACAGACGUCCCCACUGUUCAGAUUUACUCCACACGGGACCUGGAGGAUAAUCUGAACAAAAUUCGUGAGGUUCUAUCCGAUGAUAAACACGACUGGGACCACAGAGUUAGCGCUCUGAAGAAAAUCCGAUCGCUGCUGGUUGCCGGAGCAACAGACUAUGAUUGUUUCUACCAGCACCUGCGCCUGUUGGACGGCGCGUUCAAGCUGUCUGCGAAAGACCUGCGAUCACAGGUGGUGCGGGAAGCCUGCAUCACAGUGGCACAUCUGUCUACAAUAUUGGGGAAUAAGUUUGAUCAUGGAGCAGAAGCGAUCGUUCCUGUGCUCUUUAAUCUCAUCCCUAACUGUGCCAAAGUGAUGGCCACAUCCGGCACAGCGGCCAUACGCAUCAUCAUACGGCACACUCACAUCCCACGGCUAAUUCCUCUCAUCACUAGUAACUGCACGUCGAAGUCUGUGGCGGUCAGAAGGCGCUGUUAUGAGUUCUUAGAUCUUCUGCUGCAGGAAUGGCAGAUUCACUCUCUAGAGAGGCAUACAGCAGUGAUGGUGGAAAGCAUUAGGAAGGGAAUCAGAGAUGCAGAUUCAGAGGCUCGAGUGGAGGCCAGGAAGGCGUACUGGGGUUUGCGGGCUCAUUUCCCCGGGGAUGCAGACUCUCUGUAUAACUCAUUAGAACCCUCCUAUCAGAAGACGCUUCAGUCAUUUCUUAAGAGCUCGGGCAGUGUGGCGUCUCUCCCUCAGUCCGAUCGCUCGUCCUCCAGCUCUCAAGAAAGCCUUAAUCGGCCAUUGUCAAAGUGGUCAGCUACUCCUGGCAGAGUGCCGGCAAACUCAAAGACAUCUGGAUCUCCAGGCUCUUUGCAGCGUUCUCGUAGCGAUGUGGAUGUUAACGCGGCCGCAGGCGCCAAAGCGAGACACGGCGGAAAGGCGGCAGCGGCGGGGCGAGUUCCGACAUCCCUGGCCCCUGGAUCGUACGCAUCUCUUGAUGAUGCCUCUGAUAAGGAUGGGCGAUUAAGGACUAAGCAGACUUUAUCUACGGCAUCCAGCAUGAGCAGCAGUCAGGUUGACUCCAGAGGGCGAACCCGAUCAAAAAUGGCAUCCCAGUCACAACGUUCCGACGAUUCCGAUUGCACGCCAGGAUCACAGUCUGCUACCCCUGUUGGUGCGGGUUCUCGCUCCGGUUCUCCUGGCCGGGUGUUAGCCAGCACAGCUCUGAGCACGCUCAGUACAGGAGCUCAGCGUGUCAGUGCAGCUCCAGGCUCUCACCGUCGCAGUCGGAUCCCACGCAGUCAAGGCUGCAGCCGAGACUCCAGCCCCACACGCCUAUCUGUUGCUCCAUCAAACAUCAGCCACAUCUACAAUGGAUCAAAAGGAGUGAGGGGUAGUCGUAUACCACGUCCUAGCGUGAGUCAGGGCUGCAGUCGCGAGGCCAGUCGAGAGAGCAGCAGAGACACCAGCCCUGUGCGCUCCUUCACGCCACUCGCAUCCCGGCAUUAUUCGCGCUCAACUGGUGCUCUUCAUGCCCCAGAUGCCUUUGGGGCAGCAGGCUCUGGGUUGGGUAUGUCUCAGUCCAGUCGUCUUUCAUCCUCAGUUAGUGCCAUGAGAGUGUUGAACACGGGAUCGGAUGUGGAAGAAGCUCUGGCAGAUGCUUUGCUAUUAGGAGAUAUGCGGGGAAAGCAGAAGAAACCUGCUCGGCGGCGAUACGACAACUAUGGGAUGUACUCUGAUGAUGAUGCAAACAGCGACGCAUCGAGCGCAUGCUCCGAGCGUUCCUAUAGCUCCCGGAAUGGCAGUAUUCCAACAUAUAUGCGGCAGACCGAGGAUGUGGCAGAAGUGCUGAAUCGUUGCGCUUCUUCAAACUGGUCUGAGAGAAAAGAGGGGCUGAUGGGAUUGCAGGGGUUGCUGAAGAACCAACGCACUCUUAGCCGAGUUGAGCUGAAGAGGUUGUGUGAAAUCUUCACCAGGAUGUUUGCAGACCCUCAUAGCAAGCGUGAUUCCAGAGGCUUCGGCACGGCAGAAUCCGGUAUCAGUUCUGCCUCCUUUAAGAGAGUAUUUAGUAUGUUUCUGGAGACGCUAGUGGACUUUAUUGCGGUACAUAAGGAAGAUCUGCAGGACUGGCUCUUUGUGCUGCUCACACAACUUCUGAAGAAAAUGGGGGCGGAUCUGCUCGGUUCAGUACAAGCCAAAGUACAGAAAGCCCUAGAUGUCACAAGAGAAUCUUUCCCUAAUGAUCUACAAUUCACCAUCCUUAUGAGAUUCACAGUUGACCAAACACAGACACCCAACUUGAAGGUGAAGGUGGCCAUUUUGAAGUACAUAGAAACACUGACACUACAGAUGGAGCCGCAGGACUUUGUUAACUCCAGCGAAACCAGACUGGCUGUGUCGCGUAUCAUAACAUGGACCACUGAGCCCAAGAGCUCUGACGUCAGAAAGGCAGCACAGUCCGUGUUGAUUUCACUGUUCCAGCUGAACACACCAGAGUUCACAAUGUUGCUAGCAGCGUUACCUAAAACCUUUCAGGAUGGAGCCACCAAAUUAUUGCAGAACCACCUGAGGAACACAGGCAACGCGGCCCAGGCUACAAUGGGAAGCCCUCUUACCCGACACACACCAAGAUCACCUGCCAGUUGGUCGAGCCCCUUAACCUCCCCUACCAACACAUCCCAAAACACACCUUCACCAAGUGCAUUUGAUUACGAUACAGAGAACAUGAACUCUGAAGAGAUCUACAGCUCCCUAAGAGGAGUCAGUCAGGCCAUCCAGAACUUCAGCGUCCGCAGCCAAGAGGACAUGACGGAGCCGCUACGAAAAAGAGAUGGAGAUGGAGAAGAGGGGGGUGUUGAAACGACAGACUCUGGUCGGACAGCGCUGGAUAACAAAACAUCUCUGUUAAAUACUAUGCCACUGCUCUCCUCAAGUCCCCGUCCAACAAAAGAAUACCAGCCAGUCAGCUACUCGGACUCUUCCUUUGGCUCCUCCCCUUUUAAUAAAAGCCUGAAAGAUGCUGAGCAAGAUUCCCUCACAGAUGACAGUGGUGUAGACCAAUCCGAGAUGGUAGCCGAGCUUCUAAAGGAGCUCUCGAACCACAGCGAGCGAGUGGAGGAGAGGAAAGCGGCAUUGUGUGAGCUAAUGCGACUGAUCAGAGAAACACAACUGCAUGUUUGGGAUGAGCACUUCAAAACCAUCCUCCUGCUGCUCCUGGAAACUCUUGGAGAUGGCGAGCAUGUCAUCCGGGCAUUAGCACUGCGGGUGUUAAAGGAGAUCCUUAACAGACAGCCAUGGCGCUUUAAAAACUAUGCGGAACUCACCAUUAUGAAGACCCUGGAAGCACAUAAAGACCCUCACAAAGAGGUGGUGCGUGCUGCAGAAGAGGCGGCAUCUAUGUUGGCCACAUCUAUAAGUCCAGAUCAGUGUGUCAAGGUGUUGUGCCCCAUCAUCCAAUCGGCCGACUACCCCAUCAACCUGGCUGCCAUCAAGAUGCUCAACAAAAUCAUCGACCGGCUACCUAAAGAGGGUCUCCAUCAAUUGCUCCCUGAGAUAGUCCCUGGGCUUAUACAGGGUUAUGAUAACUCUGAGAGUAGUGUACGAAAAGCAUGUGUAUUUUGCCUGGUGGCCGUCUAUGCUGUCAUUGGGGAGGAGCUGAAGCCUCAUCUAAGCCAGCUGUCGGGCAGCAAGCUAAAACUGUUAAACUUGUACAUAAAGCGAGCUCAGAGCGGCUCUGGUGGAAGUGACCAGUCUUCAGACGUAGGUGGGCAGAAUCUGUAGCUCUGCCGUCUUUAUUCAGAACUACAGCACUCUCUUAGUGCAGAGGGACCCUAGCAGGCUUUUUAACACAAACAACUACACACACGCUUGCCUACAAAUACACAAAGCCGCAUGCAUCUACAUUGCUGGACACCUUCCUCUGGCCCCACACCACCUUCCAGUGGGACAUGCUGCGAGGAGGACCAUUGGACUAAACCUCUUCCUCCCAUCUAAGAUCACAGUCGUUCAUGCCAGAGACUCAAAGACCACCGUCUGUGGCUGGUGGUGGUCUGCUUAUGUAAAAACAGUUGUUAUGUUGCCUUGUUAGUGACAAAAAUGUGUGUGUGUCAGAUGCAUUGGGAGAAGGCUGUGGUAUUUAAUGUGUGGAAAACCGAAGUGAAGGGAAGUCCGGCAAGGUGUCAUUCACAACAUUGGAGAUAAUUUCUUUUUAUCAAAGAGUCUUUGGGGAACACUCCGAUUUUUAAAAUGAAAUUAAGAACUCCUCGGUCUGAGCAACAUGUUAUUAACGUUCCUAAUUGCUCACUAUUGAUUAUUAACAGUCAUAUCAGUUCAUAACAGUGAGCGGUUGGUCCAGCUUGCUUUAUCAUAAGGCAUACUUUGCUUGGCUAUAUGCAUGUCAUGAAUUAAACUCGACCUUUCUACCUGGUUGCAGUCAUGGCUUAACGGCCCAUGCGUCACCCACGAUUCUUGGUUAUCGAGAUGUGAUGCCACACCACGUAGGCAAUAUGUAUCUAUAUAUAACAAAGGAAUAUUCAAGAUGAUCUUGUGAAGUCCCGAGGGCGCGUGAAUUCUUUUAGGUAGCAUAGUGUCAUUCUUCUCUGAUGGAAAAUUUGUAGAAAUGUAUUUACGCAUUUAAAUGCUGCAAUUGUCUCGUCACUUAUUUCCUGUAGUGUCAGCCUUUAUCCCUGUGAAAAGCUCUCUCUCUCUCUCUAUCUGUCUCUCUCUCCAUGCCGCAUUUCUAAAGCUGUGCUAACGAUGAAAUUAAAAUAAAGACAAUGUACAGUAAUGAACAAAA